CCGAGUGACUCUCCUGGGACACACAUCAAGUGGCUGCUGCCCCAACCGUAGUGCCUGGGAAAGCGGCUGAUACAUGAGAUUAUUCCCUGAUAUCUACUAGACGCCAGCCCCAAUGACAGCAGAAUAAUUUCUGGACCCUGGAAAGGAAGAGUCAACAUUGGAUAAAGACUGACUUGUCCUUUAUGCAAUGAGCAGGGCACAGAGACCCCCACCAGGACAGCACACCCACUGCGUGAGAUGUUUCAGCAAGCAUUGCCGAGCCCCCAUCAACACUGGUGUCUCCUGUCUGGUGAUCAGCUGCCGCUUGCACUGUGGCGCAAGGUUCCACCUAUGCAAAGAAGAGGAACACCACCUGCUGUGCCCCCAUGAAUGGGUCCCCUGCCUCAACUCUAUGUUUGGCUGCCCCUUCUCCAUGUCUCGCAACAAGCAGGCAAAGCACCUGAGGGUUUGCCCGGCCAGUGUGGUCUGUUGCUCCAUGGAAUGGAAUCGCUGGCCCAUAAUUGACAAGGAUCAAGCACUUUAUAAGAAUAUUUGUAAAGAAGAAGACCGAGAGGAACGUCUGGAUGAGGCCUUAACUCUAAAGGAUCAAAGAGUUCUCUUUAGUUCCCUUAAAAUGUCCAAACUUUUCCCAGAGCUGUCCGAACACCCCAAAAACACAAUAAAAGAGGAAACACCUAAUGUGGACCUGGAUGCUGGAGCUGUAGGAGAGUUUGAUCUGGAAAAUGGUGGGAACUCAGUGAUGAGCGAUGAAGAUAUGGUUGAGCUCACCCAGAAUGAAGCUCCAGCUCAAGAACACGAUGACAUAGAUGUAAAUUGUUUCACACAAUGGGAACAUAUUUUUAACAAGGACCAACCAGCAGUCAAGUCUCGGAACUCAAGUACCGGACAAAGCAGCAGCCAGUCUGCCAGCACUAGUAAGCCACCCUGCAACAAAGUCAAUGUAGAAUUAGAGAGAAAGCAAGAUCCAGAUGAAGUAAAAAAGCGUGAGGGCCAUGCGGCUCGAGAUAGAGAAAACUUUGCUCCGUGGCAAGAGGGUGUCCUAGAACGGCUGAAAUCUGAAGUGGAUUGCGGAAGUUACAACAUGCUCAUCCAGUUUGGGCAGAUGUCUGCCUGUACCCCUAAAGACAAGGACUUUGUUUACGGAAAUCUGGAGGCCCAGACAGUGGAGACCGUGUGCACCUUCAAAGUGCCAACAAGCUACUGCGGUAGAAGAGCCAAACUUGUGGAUGAUAGUCCCAAGAGGAAUAAAGCGCAGAAGCUGGUGGACACCUCUGACCUUGGGGUCCUGGCAGAAGACUUGCCAGUGUCUGACAUUGUUAACACCACCUUGCUAUGUGCCCUUGAGAGGGAGCUGAAGGGUCAUGACAUAUCGAAGAUGAAGGCCCUUGAUGGGUUGUUUAUUGACUAUGGAACACAGACUUAUAAUUUUGGCUUAGAUCCAUUCUCUGAAAAGACCGUUUUAUUAGAUCUUCUAGCAGAAAAGAAUAUGAGAAAUGUAGGCCUUUACUUGGACAUGGAGAGUGAUUGUGUAAACAGGAGGCACAAUAAGAGUAAUUCCUUCUUCACGUUUUCGUGUAACCUCUUCUUCCGCAGAGAUGAGUUUGCCUCACACUUUAAGAAUGUCCACUCUGACAUACAGCCCUGCCUCAGUGGUUGGUUCCAGCAGCGUUGCCCCCUAUCUUACCUUGGUUGCACCUUCUUGCAAAACAGAUUUCGGCCUGCAGGUCUAAGGUCACAAGUCAUCUAUAGCAAACAGCUGAAGACAUUUGCACUGAGGCCGCAGGUUGAUUGCUCCUUGUAUGAGGGAGUGAGGCCCAACCUUUCAAGGAGCCAUCACGGAAGGAGCAAAGAUUCCCUAACCAGCCUCCCAUUGGAGAUCCUUCAGCAUAUUGCCGCGUUCCUGGACAGUUUCAGCCUUUGCCAGCUCUCCCAAGUGUCAACUCUCAUGAGAGAUGUCUGCGCCAUGUUGUUGAAGGAGAGGGGGAUGGUUCAUUUGUUCUGGGAGAAGAAGACUUACUCACAUGGGGGAACUUCAUGGAGAUGUCGGGGGAAGGUCUGGAACUUCAGCAGCCUCUUCUCUCCUGUCCACCGCUGGAAGUUUGAUGAUGUCUCUUCCAUAUCUGAGCAUCUGAAGGUUUGUCCUUUCAAUUCCCUGGAGCAGAAGAAUGAUCCAAUCCAGCUCCCCAGUGUGCAUGGGCCUCAGCAGCAGAAGGAGAGCUUAUUAAACGUUAGGAGGAAACUGUAACCACUGACCCCUGAUGGAAGCGCUCACUUAGGGAGGGGGUUAAAGGCACUAGAGGAAACUAUUAUUUACUGUAUAAUGGAUACCAAGUUACACAUUUUGGGGUCCAUAUUCUCUAAAUCACUUGAGGGUGAGGAAUAAUCCUGAAGAAUAUUAUAACAGUUCUAAGACUGACAUGUAUUUCUCCUUUGCGUUCCCAUUCCCAGUAUAACCCUGAUGUCUCCAGUGACCCCUCCCGACAUAUUGUCCGUUGAAUGUGUCCUCUUCUCCUCACCUCUCCGAUUCAUCCAACCUUGCGCCAUGGGCCUCAGUCCAGUAUCGGCUCAGACCCUUCUGUUGAGCGGUGCCACAUUGGCUCAUGCAGGGUUUGUUGGGAAGAGGAUUGGAGAAAGUGACCAUAGAUACCUUGCAGAGAAGCCAAAUGUACUUAAUAUCCAGAGGACAGUCCUAGAAAUAACUAAUUCACUGUAAAGAAGACCACAGGAAAUCUAAAAUAAAAGUAGGCAGAACAUGAGCAAACAGCGAAUGAAGUUUAAUGAGAAAAGAGUGGGUAUUCCUUAGGGCAGGGGUAGGCAACCUGCGGCUCUCCAGCUGCUGUGGAACUACACAUCCCAGCAUGCCCUGCCACAUGUGUAAAACAUCCUAACAGCAAACCUGUGGUAGGGCAUGCUGGGAUGUGUAGUUCCAUAGUAGUUGCAGAGCCACAGGUUGCCUACCCCUGCCUUAGGGUAACUGGGGGGAGGGGCUUAGACUUGGUGCAAAAGAAAAGGGAGGAGCUAUCACAGAUGACAGUAUUCAAAGGUGACAUCAUCUCCUGCCCAUUUGGACCAGAUUGUGGGGGGGAAAUGCCAGAUUCAGGCAAAGUGAUAUGUGACUGUGUAGUUGUCAGUGUCCUGGGGGACAGAUGCCCGGUGGUAUGGACCCAAGGUCAUGGAGCUGAGAGGAGGAUGGUGUUCAUGUAGAGACCUCUCAGACUACAGUUAGGGCCACACAUAGCGGGUCCCCUUUAGCGGGACUCGCUUGGCUGGAGAGUGCACAUGGGCACUAUGCAGGCGCCCACACAUGUGCGUCAGUCCCGCCACCGCCAGUUCGAACCGCAGCAUGCUGCGGUUGGGCCGGAUGACAUGAAAAUGGGAUUUCAAUGUGAACACAUACAUGUCAAUGUAUGUGUUCACACAGUGCGUCUGUGCCGGUUCCCGCAGAACAGUAUCCGUGUGAACACAGAACCCCCUCCCGGCCAAGCGGGUCCCGUUCAGCAGGACCCGCUCGGCCGCUAUGUGUGGCCAUAGCCAUACAGAGGCAGCGGCCAUUUUUAAUAGUGAUGAUUCAGGACCUCUGGGCCCCACACAUACUGAAGACAAUUGAUGUUUAGCAGUCUAUUCAUGAAGCAGUGAUAAGAGUGGAGAAGUUGCCCAUGGCAACCAAUCAGCAUUGAAGUAACAUUUAUAAUAUGCAUACUAUACAAUUGUACGGAGCAGCUGAUUGGUUGCCAUGGGAACUUCUUCACUGGCUCACUUCUCCACUCUUAUCAAAAAUAUUAGUGAAAAAUAUUAGCUAUAAUUAAAUUAUAAAGAGAGUUAUGUAAAUGACGUAGAUUGGGUAGACAUAGUUAAAUAUAUGCUGUGUGUAUAUAUUUGCUCAUUGAAGUAUGUGAUCUAAAUGCUUCCUCCAUUUCUGUAUUAUUACAUUUAUUUUCAGCGCUAUAUAAAUAACCGGUAAUAAAUAAAUAGGUGUAACCCGUGUAAUGUGCGGAAACAA
Molecule: messenger RNA, 4000 nt
Organism: Pseudophryne corroboree (corroboree frog)
Lineage: Eukaryota; Metazoa; Chordata; Amphibia; Anura; Myobatrachidae
Product: F-box only protein 40-like
Cellular component (GO): cytoplasm
Molecular function (GO): protein binding; zinc ion binding; ubiquitin protein ligase activity
Source: RefSeq, a predicted model, not a curated record